This is a messenger RNA of Cylicostephanus goldi, 339 nucleotides long. The record is from the annotation of a GenBank genome assembly. Lineage: Eukaryota; Metazoa; Nematoda; Chromadorea; Rhabditida; Strongylidae.
AUGUCGCUAAUCUUUUCAAUCUGUGUGUGUACUUUGCGGGAUGUCAGUAUGUAUAUCAACACGCUGUUUCAAGGACUGUUCGAAGAAAGGGUAUGUGAGCUGCAGCUCGAAAACGAGCACAUUCGACGGUUUCAGAGACGAGGAAGAGGAAGAGAACAGCUCACGUUGGAGCCAGCGAGGCACUGCAGGAACCAGGGCAGUCAGCAAACACAGGUGGAUUGCACACCAUGUAAUAUCACUAUCGACUUCGGAAUCUUUGCUGCUAUAUCGUCGUCCCACGAAAUUAUCAAGACCAUCAUCAUCAUCUGGGCGCAGACAAUGCCGAAAUUUGGCGCUUGA